GUGAGACGUCAACCACCAAGUGAAGAAAACAAGAUGUGGUUUACAGUACAUUCACUUCUGUAUUUCCUCUUCACCCUGUGCCUUAUUGCAGAUUAUCUCAACUUCAUAGCACAACCUGAUGAGAGUCACUCACCAAAAAGAGAUCCAGAAUAUCCGAACAAGGUCUUCUACAACACAAAAACAAAAGAUGGCAAACAGCAGCCUAGAAUACUGCAACAGUACCCUGAAAUUCCAGCAUACUCUAUAUGCAGUCACCUACACCAUCAUAUUCAUACCUGGCCUACUUGCGAAUAGCAUUGCUCUUUGGCUUCUAAGAGCCUUGAUCAACAAGAAGAACAAAGCCAUCAUAUUCAUGAUCAAUUUGGCGAUGGCCGACCUCUCACAUGUCCUCUCAUUACCCCUACGGAUUUAUUACUAUGUAAAUCACACUUGGCCUUUUGGAAACUUUCUAUGCUUGCUGUGCUUUUACCUUAAGUAUCUCAAUAUGUAUGCAAGCAUUGUGUUUCUUACUCUGAUAAGUUUUCAACGUUACGUCUUCACCACAAAUCCUUUCAAAGCCAAAGAAUGGAAACGGAGGUAUGACGUUGCGAUCUGCAUAGGUGUAUGGCUAGUCGUGGGGGCUGCUUGUCUGCCUUUUCCAAUAUACAGAAGCUCUGGAUUGAGCAACACAAGUACCAGUUGUUUUGCUGAUCUUGGAGUGAAAAAGAUGAACACUAUGACCGUUAUCAUCAUGCUCAUAGGGGCAGAGUUUUCUGGUUUCUUGAUCCCCCUCAUAAUUAUUACAUAUUGCACCCUAAAAACAAGAUUUCAGUUAAAAAAUUACUCAGUGAGGUGUGACAAUCUGAAGGAAAAACACAAGGCUUUACGGAUGGUGGUAACCUGCGCUUCUGUGUUUUUUGUCUGCUUCACUCCUUAUCACAUCAUUUUUUUAUUUUAUGUAAUGGUGAGUUCGAAUAUAAUCCACAGUUGUCCAGUGCAUAAAGUUAUUAUGGACCUCCACCCCUUCUCCAUGUGCUUAGCGAGUAUCAAUUGCUGCUUGAACCCUAUCCUGUAUUAUUUUACCGCAUCAGAGUUCCAAAAUGAACUGGCCAAACAUAGUUCCUCAGUUGUACGCUUUCGUCUCAUGAGCAAAGAAAGCGUUUCUUCCAUUAGGUGAUCAAUUAGUUGGAUUUGUUGGAUCUAAACUUAUUUAUUUUAAAAAUAUAUAUAUAUGAACCUGCAAUACCCUAGAUAGAGUAUCUGCAAAUGGUCUGGUUUGUAAUGCUACUGUAAAAUUUUUCUAUGUCAUACACUGUUAUACCAGCUGAUGGCGUAUGGGUGGCACUGGGACUGGAGCUAACCACUCCAUUCCCCACCCCUCUGGAUAGGAGUGGGCUGGUUCAACUUCCUGUUAAGAGGGAGAGCUAGCUGGGCUAGUGAGGAGACUGGGAUCACAUCCAUCAGUUUCUGCCAUCUGGCUUUACAGACCCUGCUGCAAGAUGGGGAGAACGAGUUAAAACACCCAUCACUGCAGUUCAGGAAAGGCAAACGCAAAAGCCUACAUUACAUAUUGGACACCUAGAGCCACAGGUGCCUGUUUAUUGCAGCAGUGAAGGCAAAUCAGAAGAGAGAGUUUUUGUCAGAUGUCAUACUUCUGAGUGCCAUCAAUUGUCAUCUAAUCAGCCACCAUACCUCAACAUCUGGUGACAGAAACUGCACCUUGGACCUACUAUUACAGGAUGUACCGCAAGUUAUCUUUUGCACUCAGUAAAGAAAGACGUUUGAUGUCCUCCUAUGUCUGCCUGAUUUCUUCACACUUCCUUUUCACUGCACCAAACCCAGGGAGAGAAAACACCAUGACACUAUAUCUCAUCAGGGCCACUACCACUCCCACCUUUUUCCCCAGCUCCUCAGGGGCUUGCUGCACACCUAUGACAAAAUGUUGUUUAAAGGGAGUCUGUUACCUCCACAAUAAUACCUCCAUGUUAGGAAGGUAGCCCAACAUAACCAUACCUUUUUUGGGAAAAUCCAGUCCUCUAAGUGGAAGUGAUGAUGCAGGGGAAACAAGGUGCACCAAAUGAAGCAGCCCCACCCACAGUGCACCAAAAACCUUAUCUGCAUAAAAAUGAAUUUGAGCAUUUCUUAGGAUUAGAGCUCUCUGCCACUGACUUUUUUUGAAAGUAUUUGGGAUCCAUACACCGCAAGAGCAAAGCCGAGCUUAGCCAAUGAAAGCUGAGGGGACAGGGUGCUGUGAGCAGUGCUGCUUCCCCUUUGUUGUUUUACUAAAGGUUUCGUUACCCUUUAAAAGUCCCUAGACAGCACCUUGUUAAGUGGUGUGAAGGCUUAUUAACAGGAUAGGGGUCCCUCAGUUGCUGUUUUUCCUCUAUUAAUGAUAGCCAGGAGUCACAGCAGAUGAUGGCAGGUAACAUUCCAGCUAGUCAAAGGAACUCUCAGCAGAUAGGUUCUAGUUGUGUCAGGUUGAUCUACAAACCAAGAUGGGGUUUUGCACACUGAAGUCAUAGUGUGAUGACGUAGAGAGGGUGACGCCCUCCUCCUGCCACGCUCCCCCGUGCCUCCAGCCCCUUGUGUGUCUGGCGUCUGAUGCGCUCCCGGGCUCUGGUUGGAUUUCAAGAUGGGGUUUUGCAAACCAGAUACAUCCUUUAAUUAUAUGUGCUGCAUAUCUAUUUUUGCUAAAGUAAAUCUUUUGAAUUGCUACCUGUGUGUGAGUUUAAGAGAACUAAAAUUAUUUUGUCUGUAACAUAGUUUUUCUGUAAUCAUUGUAAAACUAAUUUCUACAAAAUCACCUGUCAUAAAUUUCUUUCAGAUGAUAUUUAGAUUUAAAGGCUAUGUACACCUUUGGGGGCAAUUUUUAUUAUUAUUAAAUUGUACUCAUUUUGCGCUAAAAAUCAUUUUUCAUUUGGUUUUAAUUAACAAUAUGGAAUCAGAUUUUUGUCCCUAUAGGGCCCUCAGGAGAUUGUAACAAAAAUCCAACCACGGUCAUCUGACCAAAAACUCCUUUUAGGGGUCCUAUCUAUAUGUUAAAACUUAAAGGAUAACUGUCACACUUAGACCCUAAUUUUAAUUUUCAUAUAUGUAGUUACUAAUAACAUGAUAUUCCAGAACCAGUUACUAUUAGAUUGACUUACCCCAUAUUUAAUAAGA
This is a messenger RNA of Bufo gargarizans (Asiatic toad), 3141 nucleotides long. RefSeq names its product P2Y receptor family member 10 (gene P2RY10). The record is from RefSeq and is a predicted model, not a curated record. The transcript is spliced from 2 exons. Gene Ontology annotation, molecular function: G protein-coupled receptor activity. Lineage: Eukaryota; Metazoa; Chordata; Amphibia; Anura; Bufonidae. Gene Ontology annotation, biological process: phospholipase C-activating G protein-coupled receptor signaling pathway; positive regulation of Rho protein signal transduction. Gene Ontology annotation, cellular component: membrane. Bases 119 to 1156 code for a protein of 345 amino acids.